UAGCAAUAUGGAAUAUACUUUUGUUAGUAGAAACACCCUUGAUCAGAUUGUAGAAAGUUAUAUAUUGAGUCUUCCUGUAUCAAAGCAAAAAAAAGCUAUAAUAAAUAAUGAACUUUUAAAUAAAAUUAAAACCAUUUUAACAAAUCCAAAAGAAACCUUCUCUUAUGAUAAAAACACUCGCGAUUGGGCUAAAAAAAGAUUUAGAGCUGAAGAAAUUAUGCUUGACGAUUAUAGAAUAAUUGUAAAAGAUACAAAUAAUCCUGUAUUAACUAAAGAGAACAUGUAUGAGGUUUUGUGCCAAACCCAUGGUGAAAUUACACAGCAUGGUGGACAAAAACAAACAUGGAAAUCGUUACGAGAGAGAUGGGGCUGGGUAAAACAAAGUAUUGUUGAACAAUUUGUUAAUAAUUGCACAAUAUGUGCUCUUAGAAAACCAUCAUUUCAUCCCUUGGCAGCCAAGCCAAUAAUUGCAAAGAAUUUCUUAUCUCGCAUUCAG
Molecule: messenger RNA, 496 nt
Organism: Diversispora eburnea
Lineage: Eukaryota; Fungi; Glomeromycota; Glomeromycetes; Diversisporales; Diversisporaceae
Source: the annotation of a GenBank genome assembly